AUGCCGCAGAUCAGCCCGGAAUUAGCGGAAGCUGCAAAGCGCCUUCACGAGGCAUGGACCAAAGACUGCACGGCCAAGACUGCGCUGAGGGUGAAAGCAGAGGCGCGUGGGGCAAACGGGGAGGACCCUGAGUGGGUUCGGCCGGGCAAGUGCUGCAACUGCACGCCCCAGCCGCCGUGGAUCCGCGGUUCCGAUGCGGCGAAUCUCGCGCUGACACGUGUCUUCCAGCGGGACCUGUGGGAGCGGCAGUUCCCCGCCAGCUGUGCGGGGCGGCGGCUAAUGAUUACCGACUGGCCGCCAAAGCACCACGGCACGGGCAACAUGGUGCAUGUGAUGGGGUCGUUUCUGAAUGCUGCUGUUCGGCACAACAGGACGCUCGUGAUCCGCCCCCGCACCUUCCACCGCGCCAGUGGGCAGGAGUGCGCAGACAUUGGACAGGAGGGCGAGUGGGAGUGCUACUUCUUCCCCGUCGCCUCCCCAGACUGCCUCAAAGUCGCGUUAGCAGCAGAGGCAGCAGCACCCAUUGCUCUGUUCAACGACACCAAGGAGACGGUGCUGGCUUCGACGACUCCAGUGGUCAUCUGUAAUGACACACACUACCACCACGACGCUGCUAGAGCUGCCAGCCUCUGGGUGGCGCCUGACGGCAGACCGCCGGAGCUGGAGCAUCCAUUCACCAUCGAGCAGCUGGGGAAGAUUUGGCCGGCCAACGACAACCACAUUGGGGUGAGUGGCACGUUGGGGAAAGCUGGUGGCGGUCCCAAACUGCGCUGGCCGUCCGCUCUCCUCUGCCACAAUACCAACCGCAUGCGCCUUGUUUCUCUCCCCCUUUCCCCCACCCCUCGUCCCAUUAAACAGGAGCGCUGGUGGCGGUCGCAAACCGCACGCUUUCUCAUGCGCUGGCCCUCUGCUCUCCUCUGCCACAUCACCAACCGCGUCCGCCACAACACCUACGGAAUGACUGUAGCAGAGCGGGUUGUAGCCGCUACAGCCAAGCAGCAAUCCAUACUCCACUCCACACCCCCCAACACUCCGGAAUCCCAGCACUUGAACACCCUCCCCGACGCCUCUUCUGCUGUUCCCCCAUCCGUUGCUUACAAGUCGAGCCUAGCCGGGACUGUAUGGCAGAUGAAGGGGUUUGCGGGGUGUGUGGGAACGAGGUGUAAUGAGUCCGAGGUGUGUGCGGGAGCGGGGAGUGCGAAUGCGGGGGGAGGAGCGGCGGUGGAGUUUUCCUCGUCACAAGAUGAACCGUUUAUAUUCCGUCCGUAUGUCAGCCUGCACGUGCGGCUGAGCGACAAAUACCUCGAGAUGAAGCUACACUUUUUCGCGACUUACAUGUAUUUUAUGUAUAAGUUGCGGGCACACGUACCGAACCUGGAGCACGUUUGGCUCAGCACAGAGAUGCAGAGUGUGAUAGAAGAAACUUCCAGCUUCCCGGAUUGGACCUUCCACUACACCACGAGUGGGCGAGUGACGAGUGCAACGCAGAUGCAGGAGGAGCAUGUGAAGGACAAGCAGCGCACGGGAGAGAUUUUCGCAAAUCUCAUCAUCACGACUCAAGCGGAUUAUUUCGUCGGUGCACUGGCGUCAAAUUGGAACCGCCUGAUCGACGAGCUGAGAUCGACCAAUGGGAGGUUGUACUCGGGGCACGUGGCUCUGAAUGAGGCCUGGACAUGA
Closterium sp. Yama58-4 is the source of this 1677-nucleotide messenger RNA. The record is from the annotation of a GenBank genome assembly. Lineage: Eukaryota; Viridiplantae; Streptophyta; Zygnematophyceae; Desmidiales; Closteriaceae.